UGGGGCGGAGACACCUUGUGACCGACGGCAUCCAGCACUGCUUGUGGACGAGAGGGAUCGAGGCUGCCUUUUUCCCCCACACACAGCGCAAACGUCGAAUGAGUGACAAUUAACGAGAUAACGUCACAAGAAGUAACUUUUUUUAUUAUUUUAAAAUCAGUUCGGAUAGACCUCGUCUGUUCGCGCGUGUGCACGCUGUUCGUGACUGGAGGGACGUGCCAGCGGCAGCCUGUGCAGUUGUCCCAGGUUGUGAACGCGCUCCCUUGCAGGCGGGCACCUUGCGCGCCCGAACGGCGUUAUUCCGCCGCGGCUCGGACUACUGCGCGGCCCCGCUGGACACUCGCUUGGCUUUCAUUGACCAGGAUGAACUGGAGAAACUGAGGCAGGCGAACAGCAGUGCCGCAUCUCAAGUGUUGUGCCUCUGGUAUUUGCAUGGGUCUUUCUCCUCAACCCCGAGAUCUCCCCCCGGUGGACUGAUCAAACGAGUCGACUAUAACGCAGCUACUUUCCUGGGUGCGCUUGUGGUCUGACGGAACUCACAGACAUCAAAGCUCUCCGUCCCUCUUGCUGUCUCAUCCUUCUGCUUCUCUCAGAGUGGGGGAUGUCUCUUUUCUAACACCUCUGAGCCCACUUAUCUACUAGAUUUGUACAACUGCGUCUCAGCGCUGGACAUGGAGGACUACGAUGUUCGCUCGGCCGCCAGCAUCCUGGCCUCGGUGAAAGAGCAGGAGGAGCGCUUCGAGCAGCUGACCCGGGCCCUCGAGGAGGAGCGUCGCCACGUCACGCUGCAGCUGGAGCGCUCCGCCGCUCCUCCCAACCCGCCCGGCAGCCAGCCGCCGGCGUGGCAGCAGGUGGCGAUGCAGGAGCAGAGCCCCAGCAACGCCACAUCCCUGGCUAUGAUGCAGGAGCCACAGGAGGUGGUGGAGGAGACGGUCACCAUAGAGGAGGACCCCGGCACCCCCACCUCCCACGUCUCCGUGGUCACCUCUGAUGACGGCACCACGCGGCGCACAGAAACCAAGGAUAUCUCAUCUAACGUGAAGGUGACAAAGAUGGUGAAGACGGUGACCACACGGACGGUGCGCCAGGUGCCCCUGGGGCCCGACGGGCUGCCCCUGCCGGAGGGCUCGUCCCCGCUGGGCAGCUACACCGACUCCAUCGACCGGCGCUACGUGAAGAACGGGGGCGACCGCUUCAUCACCCCUCAAGCCACCUCCACCCUGACGCGCUCCUACAACAACUCCUACAACGACUCGUACGGCGAGGCGCCCGAGAGCCAGUACGUCCGCCACUACGGCCUGCACGACGGCUACGUGGACCUGAGCGACAGCUACGGCAGCCUGUCCCGCGGCGUCAACUUCCGGCCGCCGCGCUACCCCUACCUGCCCAACAGCUACCGCCCGGAGAACAGCUACACGCUGCCCAUCCGCAAGGACGACUACGGCCACGUGGCCCAGCCGCAAGUGCCCAUGGGCAUCAGCGCCGCCGACCUGAACCGCUCGCAGCCGGAGCGCUUCCAGGCCGAGCCGUACGGCUUGGAGGACGACCGCCGCAGCCUGGGCCCCGAGGAGGAGGAGCCGUACGAGCUGGAGCCCGACUACUCCACCGCCAGCCGCCGCACCCUGCAGGGCGCCAACCGGGGUCGCACCCACCGGGAGCCUCUCCGCGACGUGCCCCGGGUCAGAGGGUACCCGGACGAAGCCAUCGAGGCGGAGCUGAUCGAUGAGCGCCACCCUUACAUCCACGGCAUGUAUUCGGCGCCGCUGGCCCAGCCGGAGAGGGGGAGCAUGGCCAGUCUGGACCGCAUGGGCGGCCGGCGCUCGCCGUCCAUCGACAGCAUCCGCAAGGACCCGCGCUGGCGCGACCCGGACCUCCCCGAGGUCAUCGCCAUGCUGGGCCACCCCAUCGACCCGGUCAAGUCCAACGCCGCCGCUUACCUGCAGCACCUGUGCUACGAGAACGACAAGAUCAAGAAGGACGUGCGUCAGCUGAAGGGGAUUCCGGUCCUGGUGGGGCUUCUGGACCACCCCAAGUCAGAGGUCCACCGCAAGGCCUGCGGGGCCCUGCGCAACAUCUCCUACGGCAAGGACAACGACAACAAGGUGGCCAUCAAGGUCUGCGACGGCAUCCCGGCCCUCGUCCGCCUGCUGAGGAAGACCAAUGACAUGGAAGUCCGAGAGCUCAUCACCGGAACCUUGUGGAAUCUGUCGUCCUACGAACCCCUGAAGAUGGUGAUCAUCAACCACGGCUUGCAGACCCUGACCAACGAGGUUAUUAUUCCGCAUUCGGGUUGGGAGCACGAGCCCAACGAGGAUUCAAAGCCCCGCGACGCCGAGUGGACCACCGUCUUUAAGAACACCUCCGGCUGCCUCAGGAACGUGAGCUCGGACGGGGCGGAGGCUCGCCGCAGACUGAGGGAAUGCGAGGGACUGGUGGACGCCUUGCUGCACGCUCUACAAUCCGCUGUAGGGAAGAAAGACAUGGACAACAAGUCUGUGGAGAACUGCGUUUGCAUCAUGCGGAACUUGUCCUACCACGUCCACAAAGAGGUGCCGGGGGCCGAAAGGUUCACGGACCCCUCGGCGCUGCACGCUCCUGGCUCCGCAGGACCCCAGAGGAAGAAAAAGGACGACGCCGGCUGCUUCGGGGGAAAGAAGGCCAAAGAGGAAUGGUUUAAUCAAGGUCGGAAGAACGGGGAGAAUGACAAAAACUACGACACGCUGGAUCUUCCCAAGCGCUCAGAGCCGUCAAAAGGCUUUGAGCUGCUGUAUCAGCCCGAAGUCGUGAGGCUCUACCUAUCUCUGCUGACGGAGAGCCAGAACUACAACACCCUGGAGGCCGCCGCCGGGGCUCUGCAGAACCUCAGCGCCGGACAGUGGACCUGGUCCAACUACAUUCGAGCCACGGUGCGUAAGGAGAAGGGUCUUCCCAUCCUGGUGGAGCUGCUGCGCUCCGACUCCGACAAGGUGGUCCGAGCCGUGUCCAUCGCCCUGCGCAAUCUGUCCAUCGACCGCCGCAACAAGGACCUGAUCGGGAGCUAUGCCAUGCGGGACCUGGUGAGCAACCUGCCAAGCGGCCAGCAGCGGCCCGCCAAGAACCUGGAGGAGGACACCGUGGUCGCCAUCCUCAACACAAUCCACGAGAUCGUGACGGACAGCUCUGAGAACGCCCGCUCCCUCGCCCAGGCUCAGGCCAUUGAGAAGUUGGUUGCCAUCAACAGGACUAGCCAAUCGGCUCGCGAAACCAAGGCGGCGUCCCACGUGCUGCAGACGGUCUGGAGUUACAAGGAGCUGAGGAACGCUUUGACCAAGGACGGCUGGAACAAAAGCCACUUCCAGACCACGAUGGCUACCACCCCUAAAGCAACCAAGAACGGCAAGCCAGGCUACGACGACACCACCCUGCCCCUGAUGGAGAAGAACCAAGAUGGUUACUCCACCAUUGACCAGAGGGACAAGGACUGCAAAUACAAGACGGCAGACGGCCCGGUGGACCAGACGGAACGGGAGCCAUUAAAGGUACAGGCACAGAAUGACACAAAUAGGAAGCACUAUAUCAGGACUAACAGGCCUGCAGUCAGUCUGGUGGACGCUUGUGAUGUCAAGCCGCAGCCUGUUGACUCCUGGGUCUAGAUGCAUGCAUGGCCUAAAGUAAAGACACCCCAGCUAGAGAAGGAUUUCUCAUAUCAUCACUGCCAUUUCAAGUGGAGCUCAUCUUUGGAGUUGGACUUUGUACAGAAAAGAGGAUUUAAAGAGAACAAAAAUGAUGAGGACAGCAACUACUCAGCAGCAGUCAAGAUUUUCAUGCUUUUCAGAAAAAUGAAAAAAAGAAUAAAAAGUGACUAUUCCUAAUACUUUCUCAAAUCUACAUUCCCACUGGACUUCAUGUGAAUCUAACAGUGUUGAGGAGACCUGGUGACCAGGAGCGGAUAAAGGGCCGGUGCUGGUGAAGGACUGGGCGGAUGAAGGGCGAAAAAAGUGAGGCGGAGGAAAUCAAUGGAAAAAGGAAUGUGCUUUAGAAGGAUAUUUUGUGGGAAGCUUGAAUGGAUUGUGUCUGCAUUUCAGUUUUUCACAUCUGGAAGAAGUUCAUGCUUCAAUUUUGUACGUUUUGGAGGAAUUUUCUGCCAGUAUGUUGUCAGGCUUUGUUAAUUUAAUAUGAACAGGUAUGGACAGGUGUGUUUGAAGGUCACAGAAUGUUGUUUGCAGAUUGGUGGGAUGGACACGAGAAAGUAAAAUAAGAAAAGAACUGUACUAUAGCGGAUAAACAUACCGUGUACACGCAAAGGUCGGCUCUUGUAGACUCACAAUGCAUUUGGUCCACUGUCUUGUUUUUUUUUAAGUGCAUUGAGAUGCUUUAAAAAAAAAAAAUCAAAAGUUGACUAACAAGUGAUGUUCAUUUAUAAAGUGAGAGAGAAAAAAGUAAGGAAAGUGACGUAGUGUGAUGGAGCAAUUUCUGUUCACACUGCAUCGCAGGUGUAAGCUUACAAUGGAAAUCAAGCGUUUCUGUCUCAUCGUGGUCGUCAUGGUGACCCUCACUCACUGAGCUGUGGUCACUUGUACAAUCACACAUACUGUGUAGCGAUGCAGUUUCCUGGGUGGUUGCUCUCAAUGAUGUGUAUUAAAGAGGAUAUAAGGCAUUUUGUGGAUAAAUGAUUCUUAUUUCUGAAUAGAGGUGGACGUUUUUUGUAGAUCUAAAAGCAGUUUUUAUUUUUGUUGGAUUUUAUAAAAAUGUAUAUUAGGGUCAAAAGACAGGAAAAUCACAGAGAAGAACCCCCUCCCCCUCCCCCAAAUUACAGACUUCUUAGUUGUAUAUUAAUAUCACAUUGUUUGCAAAGCACAUCUCAUUUGAUAAAGGCUCACCGUGUUUGAAAACAAGAAAUAACCCCGUAACUUAAAUGUGUGUCAAAUAUUGUUGAGUUACGCCGAAGAUCACCUAUUUAUAUUUUGUAUUUGUCAAAAAAAUUCACAGAAAAGAAAUUUAUUUGCAGUGUUCUUUCAAAGGGCCACGAGUCACAUGUGGUCUGACAGCCCCUGGGAGAGGUCAUAGGUCAAACUAAUGAGAUGGAAAAGAGACUUCAGCGUUAAUAAAAGUUCUUUCUUAAAAGUUUCCGAUGCAUUGAACCCUGAACUCUCCUUCACCGGCGCAUCUUAAAAAAUAUGAAGUCGUGAGCAUGAAGAACUGUACAGAUGUUUAUAUUCUAUUGUUUCCAAGUGCCAGUUUUUUUGUGGUGUCAUUUGGAUAUUAACUAACUCAUUCACGUGCAAGACGAGCGUACGGGACGGCGAGGGGAUCUGGAUGUUUAAGGCGAAAAAACAAAAAAAGAGUUGCAUCCCACUGUACAAGAACAUCAAGUUUGGUCACAUAGUAUAUAUUUUUACAACGCGUCGGGGUUUCGGGGCAGACGAGGCGAAGGGAGGCAGAGAAAUACAGAAUCACAAUGACACGUUUUUCUCUUGCUGGGUGAGACCGCACACGAAGCCCAGUGAACCUGAUUCUCCUUUCCAGCCUCUGUCUUUCAGAGAGACGCAAGGAGAACCCAAUCCAAGUUGUUGGCAUCACUCAUGCGUCAUCAAGGCGAAAUGGCAUGUGCCUGCAGUGAAGUCUGAUUUUUUUUCUUUUUUUUUUUUCCUUUGUGACGUAUGUGACUUUAUGAAGCUUGCAUAUUUUACACAGUGUUUACAAAGAUGUAUGUUGUGGUAAAAAUCAAUAAACUACAAAAAAAUAACUUAGUGUAUAGAUUUUAAUUUCAGAGGUUUCAAAAAAAAAAGAAAAAAGGAGAAAAAAAACCCGGCAUCCCCCUUUGUGUGUCCUCAGAAGUGUGUGCUUUCAUUGGACUCCUCACCGCACUUCACAGUCCCACAACCAAAGGAUUUGCAGUAUUUUGUGGACGCACAACACAUUGUAAAUUCACAGAAUGCAGAGCCGGGGCGCUGUGCUGUAAAAGAAGUGCGGGACACACAGAUGUACCUGUGUAGCUAGAACCGACUCAAGAAGUAAAGUAACUGUACUACUCAGUAGCAGAUGUGUUUGUACCUAUCAUGUGCCUUAAUCUUUUCCAUGGUAGAUAAAGAUAAGUGUCUUUUAUAUAACUUCAUUCCUCCCUUUCAUCUCUCCAUUCUGUCGGUUCACCUCUUCUACACACCCCCCCCCCCCCCCUCCCUUUUCACUCAUGCGUUCAUCCUGCAACCCCUCACCCUCCCAACCCCUCGUAGGAUAGACUGUUGGUGGGUUUCUGCAUUGUUUUACAUUGUAUUAUAAACUUUUAAACCGAUCGUCAUUCAAAAAAUGAUUUUAAUUUCCUAGAGGAGUGAAGUUCUUGACGCUUUGUUAGCGAGCAGAAGCGUCGCCACAGUGAGAAUGUACUGUGUUCAUUUUACUAAUACCCAGUGGCAGAUAUUACGCUUGUCAAACAUAACAGAAAAAUACCAGUUUGUAGAGUGUCCAUUUGGUGUGUUUUCAAUAAAUCAUGCCUGGAAUGACAUUUU
Pungitius pungitius (ninespine stickleback) is the source of this 6485-nucleotide messenger RNA. RefSeq names its product ARVCF delta catenin family member b (gene arvcfb). NCBI's taxonomy places the organism in Eukaryota, Metazoa, Chordata, Actinopteri, Perciformes, Gasterosteidae. Gene Ontology annotation, molecular function: cadherin binding. Gene Ontology annotation, biological process: cell-cell junction assembly; cell-cell adhesion. Bases 672 to 3632 code for a protein of 986 amino acids. Gene Ontology annotation, cellular component: nucleus; plasma membrane; adherens junction. The transcript has 22 exons. The record is from RefSeq and is a predicted model, not a curated record.